AUGCCGCCAAGGAAAGAUAGAAUGCAAUGGGAGUUUGAGUCGUAUGAAAGAGGAUCUGAUGAUGAUAACUUGAUAACAAUGGCUGUGCGCACAUUCUACACGAAGUACGAAGACGCUGUCGGAGUAGUCUUUGAGAUGUAUGCCGGCGCAGUAUACAAGCAUCCGCGCUCGGUUCUAGGUUUCUGCGUGCUAUAUAACUGUUUGUUUGGCUUAGGUUUCCUACGAUUUAGCUCAGAGACCGACAUGGAAAAGCUAUUCACACCUAAGAACAACGAAGCAUUAACAAACACGAAAAAAAUUAACGAAAUAUUUCAAAACAAAUCUCGUAACAAUUUCUACCCAAAGGUAAUAACGAAUCUGAAUAAGCAUGCAUACGGCGGCUUGAUAGUGAGGUCGAAGGGGAACUCGAGCCUUCUACGGAUAGAAUGUCUGAACGAGCUGAAGAGGAUUGAUGAGAUCAUACGGUACGAGGUCCAGAUAGUCAAUGAUUCCGGUUCUAAUUUACAUUAUGAGGAUGUGUGUGUACGUAAAGAAGGCCGGUGCGUGGUCAGUGGUGACUUCGUACUGACCAAAAUCUUCACUAUGUUGAUGAAGACACGCCACAUCCCAUAUCCUUAUUUUGUUGGCAGGAGUCUGUCGGGCAUGUUUGGAAAUGUUGGCGUGGUCGACGGCCGCCUGGUGUCGGCUUCCAUGUUACGUAUGAUGUACCAUCUCCGGCAGGACACAGAUGAAGACAAACAACGAUCGCUCGCCUGGGAGACCAGUUAUGUGAAUAAAUUAAAACACCUUCAAACAAAUAUAACUCACAUUGCAUUUAGAAGUUCAGCAUCUGUUACGAAAGAAAUAGGAAAGAGUAUAUUUGAAGAAAGAAAAUUUAUUCUAACUAUAGUCUUCAUGCUGGCGUAUGCUGCUUUUGCGAUUUCUGGCGGGAAUUGUGUGUCUGGACGUCAUACCCUUGCAAUCGCUGGAGUUAUGUCAUCUUGUCUGGCCGUGUUAGGGUCGUUCGGAGCAGUUAGUGGAACAGGAGUUAAAUUCAUCAGCAUCUGUGGCGUGAUACCUUUCCUUAUCAUAGGUAUCGGUCUGGACGACAUGUUUAUCCUGAUGGCGUGCAUGGUUGACACUCCAAAGACCGUUCCCGUGAGAGACCGAGUAAAGAAGAUGAUGAGAACGGGCGGGGUCGCGAUAACCAUGACGUCACUAACGGACUUUUCGGUGUUCAUGGUCGGCUCCACCUCAGUGUUCUCCAGUGUACAGUACUUUUGUAUAUACACAGGUGUAGCCGUGUUGUUCUGCUACCUAAACCAACUACUAUUCGUCGUACCGUGCAUCAUUAUCAACGAGAGGCGCACGUACGAGUGGCGUCACUGCAUCACGUGCCAGGAGACGCGGUCGUACAAGCAGUUGAGGGAUACGGACCACACCGUGCUGUUGAGCCUUUGUUGUGGUGGGGAGCCCCCGAAGUCCUUGUCUGAUAGCGAGAGUCCUCUGGAUCGAUACCCCAAACGUCUGGCACAGAAAGGAAUUUCCUACACACCAGUUAAGGUCGGAUCUGUGUUACUAUAUAUUGGAUACCUUGGAAUGGCUAUUUAUGGCGCAAUGAACGUCUGCCAGAAUUUUAGUGUAAGUUAUCUUGUGCCAGAGGACUCAUACGUACACCAGUACCUGUCUUGGUUAGAGAAAGACUUCCCAAACGAGGUAGUUGUGUCCUUCGUGAUCGACGGAGAACUCGACUACAGUCACUACGCAAUACAGCAAAAGGUAGCCGCCAUGUUAAAACGGGCUCGAAAAGAACCGUUCAUACAGAGGAAACGGGAAAUUAAUUGGUUACUAGGGUAUAAACUUUCGCCGUAUUACAAUAGCUCUAACGAUUUUAUAGAAGGGCUUAAAGCAUUUUUGAAAUCCCGAAAAGAUUAUGAAAUCGACGUCGUAUUUGAUGAAACGGGGCACAAGAUAAAAUCUUCUAGAUUUUAUGUUAUAUCAAAAGACAUUCGAGAUUCCAAAAUGACAAAGUCACUUUUGACGUGUAUGAGGACCAUCGCCAAGGAGUCUGGUCUACCAGUUAUCGCGCAUGCGCCAAUAUUCAUCAUUGGUGAACAGCUUAUGGCGAUUGGCAGCUCGACGUUACAAACAAUGCUGAUCGCCAUGGUGGCCACAUUGGUGAUCACCGCUGUGGCAAUGCCACAUCCCCUAAUCAUUGCUAUAGUAUGUAUCAGUAUGGUAAGUAUCCUGACUGGCAUGUACGGGUUCAUGUACAUGUGGGGGCUGAGUCUCAGCUCAAUUACAAUGGUCCAGCUCAUUAUGAGCAUUGGAUUUUCUGUUGACUUUUGUGCCAAAAUCUGCCACGCCUAUAUUUCAGCUGUUGGUUCCAACAGGACCGAGUUAGUAGCUUCCGCAAUCUCCCGAGCGGGAGGUGCAAUCAUCAGCGCUGCAGUGUCAUCCAUAAUCGGCGUCGUAAUGCUCGCCUUCACAUCAUCCUACGUUUUAAAAUCAUUUUUUAAAAUCAUGGUCCUUAUGAUGGUGUUUGGUUUGCUACAUGCCCUAUUGUUCCUGCCGGUGGUUUUGCUUACGUUUGGUCCACGACCAAGGACGAGUGGAAAAACUGAAGACAUUGAGCCCUCGAACACCGUAUCAACGAUAACAUUGUACGAAGGCAGAGAGCAGGCCGGACCGCUCAACAAUGUCUUCUCAGUAGGUCGGACAAGAAGUAGUGCGCCCCAACCUGUAGGCAAUCAGGGGACACAUUUAUAA
Pecten maximus is the source of this 2748-nucleotide messenger RNA. Its product is annotated as patched domain-containing protein 3-like. Gene Ontology annotation, cellular component: membrane. The coding region runs from base 1 to 2748 and encodes 915 amino acids. The record is from RefSeq and is a predicted model, not a curated record. NCBI's taxonomy places the organism in Eukaryota, Metazoa, Mollusca, Bivalvia, Pectinida, Pectinidae. The transcript is spliced from 4 exons.